This is a messenger RNA of Drosophila ananassae, 1915 nucleotides long. RefSeq names its product sentrin-specific protease 1. The transcript has 3 exons. Gene Ontology annotation, biological process: protein desumoylation. The record is from RefSeq and is a predicted model, not a curated record. Bases 267 to 1856 code for a protein of 529 amino acids. Gene Ontology annotation, cellular component: nucleus. Gene Ontology annotation, molecular function: deSUMOylase activity. NCBI's taxonomy places the organism in Eukaryota, Metazoa, Arthropoda, Insecta, Diptera, Drosophilidae.
UUUUUUGUAGAAUAUUAACCUAAAAUUCAAAAAUGGAGCUUUAAGCAAAUAAUUUUGGUUUUAGUCUUGCAUUUAUAAGCAAUACCUAUAAAAAGUAUUAUUUUUUUGGUUUUUGUAACAAUGGGGAACAAAGUAGACUUUGAUCAACCAUUUUGUGGAAUUGUCGAACUUGCUACAAAAAAAUGCUCAGUUGAUUGUCAGCCAGCAUCGAGCACGUUUCUCAGGAAUUGUAUAAAUUAAGAUCAUCGGAAAUUGUACAUGAAACCAUGAAGCGAAUCAAGUUAAGUGAUGGAAACACCCAGCCAAGUCAGGGCGGAUCAAGCCCGUCGAGUUCGCAACGUUCUUUUAGCGUCCGUGGUCGUCGGGGUUUUGGAACCUCUGGGCAUCUGCCGCAAAACUCGGAAGUCUCACCAGCGUCUCCAGUGAGCCCUAGUCCAUGCUCCCUGCGUCCGAGCCGGAAGACCCAGGUCAAGGAUGGCGCGCAAAUGUCCCUUCUGCAGUACGAGGAGCAGAGAUCGCAGCAUGAUGAUUAUGUGAAGCUGGUUCAGGAUGCAUGCCAAAAGGUUUCAGGUGUUCCCUCGACUUCUGAGCCAGUGCGUAUAGAGAAACUGGCUUGUCCGGCAAAGAAACAAAAUAUCACCGAUGUAAGUUCUCCUCGAACACCCAAGCCAUCGCGAGAGGCGCCACAUAGUACUACCACUACUCCGGCUACUCCCAAAGUGACCUCGUAUGCCAAGCUGCUGGAAAUACUGGCCAAGAGGUUAAGAUCCCAACAACAAAGUCAAACCCAAGCAACCACCGACUCUGUUGUAGAGAUUACCAGGUCUCCAGAGCCCUCGAGUGCAGCCAUUUUCAGCUCUCCAGAGCCGUCGGAAAGGAUCAAGGAAAAUGGGGAGAAUUCACUCAAUGGCCCAAAAGCCCUCAAAAAUGCACUUGAGAAAAAGUUGAUCGACUCUCCUUUUUACAGAAACGAUAUCGUCGCUGAAUUCAAAGACAAAAUAGCUCGUUCUAGGGAGAACAUCAGUCGCCGUCGGAAACUGGCCUUCCAGGAACUUGCGAAGUCGCAUGAGAAACGAGUGGCCAUAGAGAAGGACAUAGAGCCGUCUGUUAUCAUUACAGGUCGCUCGGCCGGCAAUCCUGUCGCCAGGAAAUUCAGAAGGACAAGGCCAGGCAUUCUCAGUCUGAUGAAAAAUGAGUUGGAAAGAUAUAAGGAACUAAUAAACGGACCAGGGGAUAAGGUUCUUGUUGAGAAGUUUUCCAUGCGAAUCCAUCGCUACGACAUCUUAACUCUGGUGGGCACUUCCUGGGUUAAUGACGAGAUCAUCAACUUCUACAUGAAUCUGCUGAUGGAUCGCUCAAAGCGGCGAGCGGGCCAAAUGCCUAGAGUAUAUGCCAUGAAUACAUUUUUCCUACAACGCUUGCAGCAGGAAGGCUACAAAGCCGUGCGGCGCUGGACCCGUAAAGUGGACCUUUUCAGCAACGACAUCGUUCUAGUGCCGGUUCACAGUGAAAACGUCCAUUGGUGCCUAGCCGUUAUAGAUUUGAGGUACUUUAAGAUUCUCUAUUACGACUCCUUGGGCAAGUCGAAUCAAAACGUCCUGGAUACGCUGGAGAAGUACCUGAAAAGCGAGUCCCUGGAUAAGCGCCAGCAACCCUUCGACACCGCUGGCUUCCUGAUUGACAGCAUUCCAGCGGAUAAACUGCCCCAGCAGAAAAACUGCAGCGAUUGCGGCGUCUUUUGUUGCAUGUUUGCGGAGUACAUAAGUCGAGAUGAGGAGAUCUCCUUUUCUCAAGCACAAAUGAGCUUUUUUCGCAAAAAGAUGGUCCUUGACAUCUGUAGCGGGGAGCUGAACUAGGAGCCCAAUUUCUCCUUUCCUUAAAAACAAAUCUUAAAUUUGUAUUUAGAAUUUAAUUU